CAAGUGGGCGCAGGAUAAGCACGUGGGAGUCGCCUUUCUCAUCGCAUGCUGGCUUUGGCCAAGGAAAAUGGAAAAUAUGCCUCAACCCUUGAGCCAUAUUUCUUAGUUUCAGCUUACAAAGAAGAAAGAAAAAUAGCACUACCAUAGAUUCCUACAUUUGUUAAGCUCCUGUUUUUGCCAUUCAUAUCAAGAAUCUUGGAUUUAAGGAAACCAGUGGUCUUGAGUGGAGAACAUUUCUUGCUUGCUAGCUUGCUGGGGAAGGAAUUUUCUGUGGCUUUUCUUGCAUUGAAUGUGAAGUUAAAGUACAACUGAUGAACACAUAAAAUCAGGAAGAAAGAUUUUAAGGAUUAGCUAUGAAGUUUAUGAAACUUGGAUCCCGGCCGGACACCUUCUACACUUCUGAAGCUGUCAGGUCUGUCUCCUCUGAAGUCUCUAGUGAUCUCAUAAUUCAAGUGAAAGGAAGUAGAUAUUUGCUUCACAAGUUUCCUCUGCUUUCCAAGUGCUUGCGUCUACAGAGAAUAUGCUCUGAAACCCCAGAAUCUUCACAGCAUCAAAUAAUCCAACUACCAGAUUUUCCAGGUGGGGUUGAGGCAUUUGAGCUCUGUGCAAAGUUCUGUUAUGGUAUUACAAUCACUCUCAGUGCUUACAACAUUGUCGCCGCGAGAUGUGCUGCUGAAUAUUUGCAGAUGACAGAGGAUGUAGAGAAGGGGAACCUAAUAUACAAGCUUGAAGUUUUCUUUAAUUCUUGCAUACUAAAUGGGUGGAAGGAUUCGAUUGUUACUCUACAGAGCACUAAAGCAUUUCCUUUAUGGUCAGAAGAUCUUGGAAUUACAAGCAGAUGCAUAGAAGCUAUUGCCUCAAAGGUCUUGACUCAUCCCUCAAAGAUAAGUUUGUCACACAGUCACUCUAGAAGAGUAAGGGACGAUGUAUCUUGUAAUGGAACUGAGAGUCAGAGGCAUAAACCGGCGAACAAAGGGUGGUGGGCUGAAGACAUGGCGGAAUUAGGCAUAGACCUAUACUGGAGAACCAUGGUAGCCAUUAAAUCUGGUGGAAAGAUAGCCUCUAAUCUCGUCGGAAAUGCAUUGAAAAUUUAUGCAGCGAGAUGGCUGCCUAACAUAUCAAGACCAAGGAAUGAUAACAAUGAAGAAGCAUCAGACUCGGAUUCAGACUCGGGGAAUGAGAUGAAUUCAAAACAUAGGCUGCUUUUGGAAUCAAUAGUAAGUUUGCUCCCAGCAGAUAAAGGUGCUGUAUCUUGCAGUUUCCUGCUGAAACUGUUGAAAGCAGCCAAUAUCCUUAACGCUUCCGCUUCUUCAAAAAUGGAAUUGACUAGAAGAGUGGGACUUCAGUUAGAGGAAGCAACAGUAAAUGAUUUGUUAAUACCCUCUUUCUCGUAUGCAAGUGAAACUUUGUAUGAUGUAGACCUGGUAAUGACAAUACUGGAGCAAUUCAUGUUACAAGGGCAAAGUCCACCGACUAGUCCUCCGAGAUCUAAGUUAGGAUUCGAAAGGAGAAGGUCUCGCUCAGCAGAGAAUAUUGAUUUGGAGUUUCAAGAGAGCAGGAGGUCUUCUUCUGCUUCACAUAGCUCAAAAUUGAAAGUAGCAAAGGUUGUAGAUGGUUAUCUUCAAGAGAUUGCCAGAGAUGUAAAUUUGCCUCUUUCAAAGUUCAUUGCACUUGCUGAGUCCAUUCCGGAUUUCGCAAGGCUUGAUCAUGAUGAUCUCUACAGAGCUAUUGACAUUUAUCUCAAGGCACAUUCAGACCUAAACAAAACCGAAAGAAAACGGUUAUGUCGAACACUAGACUGCAAGAAAUUAUCUGUUGAAGCCUGCAUGCAUGCUGCACAGAAUGAGCUACUCCCAUUGAGGGUGGUAGUGCAAGUUCUCUUCUUUGAGCAAGCUAGAGCAGCCAUGGCUGGAGACAAAGUCACUGAGCUGCCUAGCAACAUCAAGGCACUUCUAGCUUCACAUAAUAUUGACCCAUCAAGGCCAACAGCAGCAUUAAGCACCACUACAAGCUUUCCUGCAGAGGAUCAGUGGAGUGUCUCAGGCCUUAAAUCACCCAAGUCGAAGAUUUCUAGUUUAAGGAUGAAAUUAGCUGAAGAUGAUGAUUUGGAUUUAAAUGAUCUGCAAUCAAAUGGGCUUGGGAGAGCUUCCAAGUUUAAGGCUAUUCGUGGUCUUCCUACACGACCAAAAGGGAUGUUCAGUAAGUUACUGUCCAUCAAUAGAAGUGCCAGUGAAAAGAACUGAAUGAGAAUUUUGAUUAUUUCCAGGCAACAGUUGGUAAUUUCAAGUGCAACUUAUACGCUGGUUUUUUUCUUGUCCUCUGUAAUCCUAGAUGAAAAGAAAGAAUCUUAAUAUGCAUUAUUGAUGUAAUCUAAUAAAAUAAGAAUCAAGAUUUUCAGGACAUGAGAGCAAAAUCUCUUGGUGGAUCUCAAUUUCAGAACUAGAACAGAAAUCUUGAAUGUAGAUCUGUAAUAGUGGGGUCAAUAUUCUUGUAUUUAUCUACAAAUCUGCCUUUGUCUCUUCUUGCA
Molecule: messenger RNA, 2527 nt
Organism: Manihot esculenta (cassava)
Lineage: Eukaryota; Viridiplantae; Streptophyta; Magnoliopsida; Malpighiales; Euphorbiaceae
Product: BTB/POZ domain-containing protein At1g67900
Exons: 5
Coding region: 354-2243 (629 amino acids)
Source: RefSeq, a predicted model, not a curated record